CUGGCCGCAGCGUUCGAGUGCUGGCCGCUUCCACACACGGUUGUGAUCUGAAACAUCCCGGCCGUCUGCAGUUCGAGGGAACCCCGCUAAACUUACUUCGACUUUCUAGACACCACAGCUUCGCCACUCACCCUACCCACGGUUCGACGCCGGGGAGCGGUUGGCUUUUGCGACGUCUACGUCUUGUCAUAGAUCUUCAUCUUGUCGAUUGCCAGUCGCCAUCCAAGAACAUCUCCCUCCGUGUGCUCGCAGUUGAGGAUACGUGCCUCGGCGCUUUCCAUCCAAUCGCUUCAACGACAGUGCAAGUGCCGCAACUGUCACAGCAAGGCUCACCAGCCGUGGCCAUUGCCAACCGUCAAGUCACACGCUGACCGGUUGUGCUGGUGUUCCCUCCCUCCAUCGCAAACAAGCAGACCAUACGUGGGCGCCACGGCACAAGGCAUUCUUUUGUCGCUUGUGCGGCCAGGCCCAAGCAGGACAUAGUGCUGGCAUCCACCAGCCCGUCCAUCAAAAGCCACCAGAGACCCGUAGGCCUUUCUGGUGUGGGCCUUCGUGCCUCGUCAUAUCACAUGUCGUCUUGAGCAUCUCCAACACCAGAGAGGGUGUUUGUUCACAAGCCUACUCCUUUCCGAAUUCCACACGUGUCCGCCAUGGCUCUUUCCCCGGUCAGUGCCGAAGAGCGCCAAUGGCGCUUGCGACGGCUGGCCCAGGAGUACGACAUCAACGACAGCCCAGAGCCAACACCCCGCUACAAGCCAGCAGCUACCCCCUCGCCACUGACACCAAACUUCAAGAACCCCGAGGAUGAGCACCGCGCAGACGACCUGCUCAGGCGGAGGAGGCAGGUCAGUUCCCAGGCUAAUGGCGACGGUGGUGGUGGUGGUGGUGGUGCUGCGGCUGGAACCAAGAAGAGAUCCUUCACUUUGACCCGCAAAGACAGCUUUUCGUCCAAGUUCGCCUCCAAGGAGAUUUUCGAAGCCCUGGAUGCUCAUGUCACAAAUGCAGGUGCCCCAGGCGUGGCGGAAGCUCUGAUUCACAAGCUACGCAUGGCAGGCGGUGACCUCAACCGCGCAAACUCAAAGUCGAAAACGCCUUUUAAUCUCAGGAGGAGGAGCAUGGACGACCUAGGGCAGGAGCAGAGCCGGAUCCUGCAGAAGGCUGUCGAGACCGGCCAAGAAGACAUGGUCGACGUCCUCGUACCCCACGCCGAAUCAGCGACACUGGACGCUGCAUUGCCCCUGGCUAUGCGGAGUGGGAACCUCCAUAUCGUCGAGUCUCUUUUGAGGUACGGGGCCAGCGUGUCACAGACUCCAGAGGGGCAGUUCCAGUUUCGGCAGCUGUGCAUUAACGGUGGACAGGCCGAGCUGGUUGGCUUGAUUCUGCAGUCUGAUGGCAGGCCUCCUCCAGAUUGGCUCUCCGGGGCCAUGAUCGACGCGGCAAGGAAAGGCUGUGCGGGUACUGUCGCCCAACUAAGCCGGUCUGUCGCGGAUGGCAGUUUUAAUGACGGCGCGGCUCUCAUGGAGGCCGUCUCACAGUGCCGGGUCGACAUUGCCUUGGCAAUUCUUAUUGGCAACAAGCCUCCGAACAAGCAAUGCCUCAAUGAGGCUUUCUACAAGGUCACCUUGAAUAACAACAUGCUUCCGCCAGAGAAGAUCACUCUGACAGACGUGUUGCUCCUCGCCGGCGCCGAGGGUGAUGUGGUGUCGGCAGCAUUGAUCAAGGCCUGCGAUGGGCCGUUUUACGAAAUGAUCGAAUUGCUCCUCAGUAAUGGCGCCUCGGUCGAGUAUCAGAACGCCAAGGUCCUCAGGAUUGCAAUUGAAAGUGGCAACAUGGACCUAGUGGACUUGCUACUAAAGGGCUCGGUCCUAAGCCCCAUCCUCGCCGGCCAGCUCAUUGAAAGUAUAGGGAAGCGCAUCGACCCGGAACAAAGACGUAUCCUGCUCAGUGCACUGCUUCGGAAGGGCGCAAAGGGGCCACCGCUCGACGAAGCGUUGAUCAAGGCGGUGGAAGGUGGAGACAACGAAUGUGUCAAGCUCCUACUGACGCCACACUUCCCUGGCUCGGGAAAAUUGCAACCAAAAGCAAGCCACGACCUCAAGAUGGGGCCCCGAUCUAUGGUGUUCGAGCGACACGCAACGGCAGAUGUGAACUGCAAAGCUGGCUUGGCGCUUUCAAAGGCGGUCUCCUCUGGUAAUCUUACCAUGGUCGAGUAUAUUCUCUCGGCGAAGCCAAGCAUCGAGACUCUUGUCGCCGUCUUCCCAGGCAUAAAUCAACUCGAUCAAAUGCAGCGAUACGUGAUGACAGAGUCGUUCCUUAACGCUGGCGUCACCGGGCCUUGCGUGCAUGCCGCCUUACAACAGGCCAUAGAUGAUUCACCGCCGAGGAGAGACGAGCGUCUCAUCAAGAUCCUGCUCCAACAUGACGUCGAUGCGAACGCUGACGAUGGCGCACCGAUUUUAUCAGCAAUUGAGCAUCUCGAUGCCGACCUUUUGGAGGCUUUGCUCAGGAAGCGACCCACAGUGAAGAAUGCGGUAGCAGCACUCAAGAAAGCCAUGAUUGUAGAAGACAAGAGUAAGCGAGCACGAAUGGUGAACGCACUUCUCCGGGCCGGUGCAAAUGAAUCGAAGGAGAUAGUUGGCGACUCUUUGAUGAAGGCAUUACACGAGCAACCUGUGGAUACUCGUUUGCUGGUCGUGAUUUUGCAACAAGGGCAUGCCGACAUCAAUAUGAAAGAAGGCGACCCAGUGACGAUUGCUGUCCGAGAUCAAAAUCCUCAAGUGCUCGAGCUUGUUCUACAGGCGGGCAAGGCCACACCCGAGACUCUCGACUUAGCCAUACAGGCAAUGGCCAACGUGCCGUCAAGCCAAGAGAAAGCCACCAAGCUGGAUUCGAUUGUGAAGCGGGCGAAGCAGAAGGAGUCCCUGAACAGCCUCCUCGCCUUUGAGGUCCAAUCAAUUCUCAGGGCGCCGCCUCAAAACCGCACCUUGGUUGUCUUGAGGGCACUCCUUGACUUGGGGGUUGAUGUCAAUACCAACAAGGCCAAAGCACUCCAAUAUGCUGUGGCUGGCGCAGAUUCAAAAAUCACCGACGUCCUCCUUGCGGCCAAGCCGAACACCAUUUCGCUGGCAGCGGCGAUGCCUUUCACCUUCCACAUCGCCGAUCAAACCGAACGGCUUACUUUCAUCCAGAAGCUGCUUCAUGCUGGUGCCCCAGCGGUGGAGGUCAACAGGGCUUUGGUUCAUGCGAUUGCAACGCAUCCUGACGACACCGCCCUGAUUAAUACCCUUCUUGCCAGAGCAGACACCAGCGACGGCGAGGCCUUGAUGGUGGCGGUUAGAAAAGUCAACGUGCUCAUGGUGGAGAUGAUCACAAUUCGAGGAAGGAAGCACGCGCCGGCCACAUUGAAUGAUGCCUUCAGCGCGGCAAUCGGCAUCGAAAACAGAGAUAAUCGGAAGUCGAUCUGUGAGCUCCUACUCAGGGCCGGAGCGACAGGCACUGCUAUUUCUGACGCCCUUCUCGCUGCCGCUGGCACGGGGGACCUGUCCCUUGGGAAAAUGCUCUUGGACCACGGAGGUAGUGUCGACCACCAGGAGGGUCAAGCAGUGGUUGAAGCGUGUCGUGCUGGUUCGCCAGAGGUUCUGAAGAUGCUACUAUCCAGCAAGAGCGCCAUCAAGAAAGAGACUCUCGAGCGUGGCUUCCAAGCUGCUACAGAAGUGGGCGAUCUCAACCACCGCGCGGCUGUGUUCCAGCUGUUAUUGGACAAGGGCGUCGGCGGGGAAGUAUUAGAUGCACAGCUGGUGUCCGCCGCUCGCUUCGGCGAUGAUGCACUGGACCUGGUCCGCCUUCUCCUUCGAUAUGGUGCGCAAACCGACUACAACGGCGGCGAGGCUGUCUACAAUGCUACGAGAUGUGCAUUCCUGCUCAUUCUCCAGUUGAUGCUUGGCAUCGUUCCAGUGGGCGGAAAGCAAGUCAAGCCUUCGAGUCAGACAAUGAUUCGCGCCCUCAAGGCAAGCUCGAAGCUAAGCGGCCAGCCGAGAUACGAGGUCAUGAACUGGCUCUUUGCUGCCGGCCUAACAGUCUGCGACGAGGUGCACGUCUCGCUUGAUAAAGCCGUGAACGAGGAGGAGCCCAAUAUUGACCUGGUCAGGCUGCUUUUACAAAACGGAGCAUCGCCACUCGCGAACGGCUGCAAGGCCCUAGUUGAUGCCGCGCAAAAAAUGAAUCUCGCCAUACUAGACUUGUUCUUGCAACGCGAAGUCUCGCGGGACGACCUAAGCUGGGCAUUCUUACAGACCUUCUCGGCUGCCGAUGUGGACAAGUGGUUCACAGAGCCAGGCUUCCAAGUGGCACAACGCCUUCUGGUGAAAGGGGCUCAAGGCGAUGGCCCUGCCAGUGCUCUAAUAGUCGCGAUCGACUAUCUGGGCACCGAAAAGGAUGAAAUAGCUCGGAAGUUUGUGGACCUCCUCAUCGAGUACAAUGCAGACGUCAAUCAGGACCAGGGCGCUGCGCUGAUCAAAGCCGCAAAGAGUGCGAAUGCUCACCUGAUGCGGCAGGUGUUGCAGCAAAAGCCAAACUCAGAUUCGGUUUCCAUGGCCUUCCCUUAUGUAUUCGACCACGAGGUGCCAGAGGACCAAGCUCUGGAGCUUAUUUCCUUAUUUACGGACUACUCUGACGGCGAAACGCGACUAGAUGCUAUGUUCAACCACCCAGAUGCUGAGCCCGUGGUUUUCAAGGCCAUCUCACGGUAUCCGCGAUCCACAACGAUUGUCGAGACUUUACUUGAUGACGCAGGGUAUUAUCAUGAUCAGAUGACCAGUGCACGGAUUCUACAUGAAAUCGAAGAAGAGGAGCCUGUGAAUCUGCUGCUUUGGUGUCUCCUGCAGCCGCAGAAGAAGGUCAGCAGUAACAUCAUCAACAUGCUCAUUGACAGAGGCGCACGCGUUAAUUUUGAAGCACAACUCUCGAAGACGACUCCGUUGAUGUUGGCUAUCAAAGAAAGACGCCAUGACAUCGUCAAGAAGCUUGUUUUUGCUGGCGCAGAGGUCGAUGUGGCCGAUGUCACGGGGAACACGCCAUUAACACUGGCUACUGAGAUCGGCGGAGACCUGGGGACGAUGAUUAUGCAGAACAUUCUCGCUGCUGAACCAUCGCAGAACGACGGCUCCCUCCACAACGCCGCGAGGGAGCUCAAUGUUGCGGCCAUGCAAGUGUUAGUCGAUCACGGACACGAGAUCGACUUCCCCAGUCCAAUACACGGUGGCCGGACUGCUCUCGGCGAAUUGUGCCUACAUGCAGCAGACGGCGGGGCUUUGACUGCGGCCCAGGAAAAGACCAUGGAGAAAGCCAUGGCAUAUCUCCUCAAGCAGAAUACGGAUCUCAGCCUCUUGUCAGAUGGAAAAUCAGUGCUGCUCCUAGCCAUGGAAUCGCGUGAACCAAUUGUCACAACAAGAGCCCUGCUCAAAGCCGGCAUGUGGAAGCACAUCAACCGGCCGUUUAACCACUUCACAGAUAGCACGUACACCUACUCACCCACGCAAUACGUCAAGCGGGUGCUGCCGCAAAGCAACCACUCUGACCAGCUUCUCAAUCUCCUCAAAGCGAACCGGGGCCAGGAUAUAUACUACGCGAACGAAGGACCCCAACCGGAGGGCGCGACCGGCUUACCAGACGACAUAGUUCGCAUCGAGCGCCAGCGGAAGGCACGGCUGGAGCGGAUCCAGCUCGAAGCUGAGGACCACUCGCGGAACCUUUCACGCACCAAGGAGUUUGCCGACAUCCAGGACCAGAUAUUUGCACAAAGGGCGCAACUAGAGGACGCACGGUCGCGACAGCAGCGCAGCACGGAGAUCGAGGGCAUCCGCGAGAGGGCGCAGCUGGAGGAGGAGCUGUUCAACGAGGCGGUACGGCGGCAGCGGGCGGAGAGGGCGGCGGCGAUGGAGCACCAGUCGUCCAUCACGCAGGCGGCGAUCGAGCGCAAACGGUUAGAGGCGGAGACGGAGUUCGAGGCCGAAGGCCGCAGGCAGCUGCAGUUGCUCGAGUACGAGAAAGCUACGGCGGAUGCGAGAGAGGAACACGCGCGGCAGAUGACGGCCAACCGGGUGGACGAGCGGCAAGCCAUUGACCGUCUGGACCGAGAGCACGAUUCGAGGAUCAAGAACCGCAUCGCGCAACAGAAAAAGCUGGUUGAUUCGCAAAAUCAAUUGGCAAACCAGCUUGGCACCGUGGGCAUGCCGCAGAGGAGGCAGAUUGGCUACAUCUCGGGAGAGCUGGACUGAUGGUAGCGUGUGGGCCCCCCCGGGGGAACACAUUCUCGGCUGCCGAGGCAUAUAAUUACUGGAGCAAGUGGGCGGAAGGAAGGUGUUCAGGAUCACGAGGCGAAUAUCUAUGACGAAUCUCGUUUUUUUUUUUGUCAAUAUAGAAUCGUGUAUAGCGCGUUAGAAUCUGGGGAUACAGGAAGCGCUGGGUUUCUCUUUUAGUCUUUCCGGCUCUGUCUGCGAUAGUCUGGUCGUUUGACGAAUCUCAUGAUGUGAUGCCAGCG
Molecule: messenger RNA, 6538 nt
Organism: Diaporthe batatas
Lineage: Eukaryota; Fungi; Ascomycota; Sordariomycetes; Diaporthales; Diaporthaceae
Exons: 2
Coding region: 651-6275 (1874 amino acids)
Biological process (GO): regulation of barbed-end actin filament capping
Cellular component (GO): nucleus; cytoplasm
Molecular function (GO): protein binding
Source: RefSeq, a predicted model, not a curated record